GAAUGCUUGUGUCUUCGUAUUGAUUUUGUUUUCUGGUCUCUUCGACGUUGGUGUUGCACUAUGUCAACGCGGCUUUUGGUUGCGUUUGUAGCGUACACGGUUAUAAAACAUCACGGUUGCAAAGGCAGGAUUUACAACAAAGCCUUCUCUAUCAGUAGCAACCAAAUUGUCCAGUCUGAGAAACUCCACGGAUCUCGUUUUGGAUUUGAAGAGGGAGGCACGCUCUCUUGGAAUCUUAGCUGUGCUUGUCUUCAUCCAUGUCAAGGGGAAAAGCUGUUGGGUUCUGUAAAGUUGUUGUUGUGUGAAAGCCAGGUUGAAAAAAAGGUGGACAAGGCUGAGCAGUCUGAGCUAUGUAAUGCUGUUUUUGAUUGCCGCACCAACCCAGCUAGGCAAAUACAAAAUCAAGAAUCUAUAUCUUGGAUUGUCAAUGAAUCUAUAGAAAAGAGCAGCUUCUACACAUCUUAUAUGCUGAAAUGUGGAGGGAAUGAAACUGGUGCUGGUUUUACAUGCAAGCAAAAAGUUGUGAAGAGGAUGUGUGAUUUGAUGACAUGUAAAGGCAAAGUUUAUCAGGGAGUGUGGCACUUCCUAAGUAAGGAUGGCAUGAAUCUAAUUUAUAUUAAUUUGAUCUUGUUGGGAUAG
Messenger RNA from Corticium candelabrum, 639 nucleotides. RefSeq lists its product as uncharacterized. NCBI's taxonomy places the organism in Eukaryota, Metazoa, Porifera, Homoscleromorpha, Homosclerophorida, Plakinidae. The record is from RefSeq and is a predicted model, not a curated record. The transcript has 4 exons. The coding region runs from base 61 to 639 and encodes 192 amino acids.